Paramecium sonneborni is the source of this 2064-nucleotide messenger RNA. The record is from the annotation of a GenBank genome assembly. NCBI's taxonomy places the organism in Eukaryota, Ciliophora, Oligohymenophorea, Peniculida, Parameciidae.
AUGAAUAAAUUACUUUUUAAUCGAUGGACCUUGACAUUUGAUAAUAAAGAAUAUGAAGAUUUAUAUGAAAUUGAGAUGAGUAAAUACAGACUGCAAUACUUUCGAAUCAUAGAAAUAGUCAUUAUGCUUUUAUGCUUUUAUUUUUUCACUAUAUAUUUGAUUGAUGGACAACAUGUUUUUUUAAUUAUCACUUUGGCAGUUUCAGGUGCUUUCAUCCUAGGUGUCCUGAUAAUUACCCAAAAAUUUGACAAAAAGAUAAGAUAUUAUUACUUUUUUACAUAUUUGAUUUCUAUUACCAUAAGUGUAUACGUCGCCACAUAGACUAAAUAAAAGUAAUUAGUAGUUUUCAUUUUUUUAGAGCUCUUUAUUUAUAUGGUUUUUAUAGUGGAUCAAUUUCAGUUAUCUAGUAUCUGUUUAGCAACUUUCGCUUAAGAAUAUUAGCAUUUGUACUUGUUCCAACAGUUUAAUUAUAUAUAAUGGAUGCACUUACUUCCUAAGAUUUUUCUUAUAUAAUCCUUGUGUUUACUUCUUAGUUUUUAGUAAUUGUAUAUUCCCAUUAUAAUGAAUUCAUGUAUCGCUUAGCCUUUUCUCAUAUGCAUUAUAAUAUUAAAUUGAAGUAAUCCAUAAUAGUUUUAUACUAGAGAAAUACUUGAUGAAUAUGUACCUAAUUGUUUCUUUGCAAUUAGUUUGAAUCAACAUAAUAAUUAGUUUUAAUUGGAAUUCGUAAAUUAGCAAGGCAAAGCUUAAUUUAAUAUUGAAGAUACAAAAUCAAUGAUAGAUAUUUUGAGAAAUAUUUAUGUUGGACAUAAGAGUUAAAUAAAUACAAUUAUUGAUUUAUCUUAGAUUCAAAUGUGUAAAUCAGGAGAUAUUUCAACAAAAAAAGUUUAAAUGAAAAGAUAAACAUUGGAAGAAUAUUCGUUUUAUAAAAUUAAACAGAACUUAUAAAUAAUUAAUGAUGAUUUAAAGAUUAUAGAGUAAUUAGAUGGCGUUUAUUUUGAUAAUUAGAAAUAAAAAACAAGUAUUCUAAAUAUAGAUAUCAGAUAAUUGAGUUAUGGAAAAAAUUACUUAUUAUUCGUUUUAAAAGAAGAGAAGCCAUAGCAAAUGAUGUCAAAAAGUGAAGAAUAAAUCAAAUUUUUAAAUAAAAUAGUCAUAUUUGUGACAAACUAAUUAUUUGCAUCACUUUCUCAGCUAUCUAGUUCUAUAUAAACUCUUAAUAGUACUACAUUAGAUAAUGAGAGAAUUCGAUCUAUUUUAUGUUUAAAUUUAUCUAUUAUGAAUUAAUUUCAAAAUUUUUACUAUUUUGUAAACUCUUGUAAAAUAGAUAAUGAAUCAGUUAAUUACAAGGUUGUUAAUUUAAAAAAAUUCAUAAAUAAUUUAGAACCCUACUUUUCAUAUAUGUCGAAUGCAUCAAAAAAAAUAUUUGUUAUAUAAAUGAAUAUAGAAGAGUUCAAUAUUAAAAUAAAUUCUAAAUUUCUUUCUUAAAUAAUAGUAAACAUUUUUGAAUAAUGUUUGUCAUAGGCAGAUGUAAAUACAACUAUAGAAUUAACUAUUACAACUGAAGCUAAUUUGAAUCCUUUAAGAUAAGAAAAUAAUCAAUAAGAAAGAUGCAGUAUUCAAGAAUUUGAUUUUAUAUAAAAAGUUGCAGUUGAAUCAGAAGAAAGUCCAACAAAAACAGAAGUUUAGAAGCUAAUAAAAUUUGAGUUUUCUUUUUUAAGUGAAAAAUAAAUCGAAUUAUAGCCAAAAAAUUAAUUAAUUUUAAAUCCUUAAACUUUUGAAGAUUUUCAAUUCAAUAAUAAUUAAGAAUUCCUAUUAAUCUAUCCUAUCACUAAUUUUUUACUUAAGAAAAUAGGACCCUAUAAUGCAGUGUAGGAAUUUUAAUAUAUCAAUUGCUAAAAGAACUUAACAUCAAAAUAAGUAAUAAAUAUAUUUCCUUCAAUGAUGGAUCUAUUCUCGGCUCAACAUUUAUAUUAAAAUAAACUCUCAUUUUAUAUUUAUAGUGAUUAAACGUUGUUAACUCAAUCGUUUAUAAAGUACGUGAAGUAGAAAUCAUUUUUGGAUUAUUGA